ACUAACUCGAUAGAGCCUGGUAUCCUCGGGCCAGAUAUUUCAGCCACACAUUCAACCAGUGAAAUAUAUUUAUUAUCGUGUUGAUAUCUAUUUCUAGGAAUCUAUGCAAGAAUAUUCUCUUACUUUCCUCUUCGCUCGUUUUGUCGGUGUUCAUAUGGACUUAAUACCAGUGUAUAACCAGUUCAAAUAGUUAGACUUCAUAUUAAAUAAACUGGCUUGUUUGACAAAAAACGUGUUUGUUUUUGUAGAAAGCGUAUUCUGUUUUUAGCGACAAGAACAGUGAACCAUGGGUAGCAGAGCAUCAUUUCCAGUCGUGCCAAUUUCCAGUGAUCGAGUCUUCAUAGUGACGGGAGCAAAUACAGGAAUUGGGUAUGAGAUCGCUAAAUGGUGCGCCAUGAUGGGAGCUACUGUGAUCCUAGCUUGCCGGUCAGAGGAUCGAGCCAGAAAAGCAAUGAAGACUAUGCAAGAGGAGUUUGAAACUGAAAAAGCGAAAGGAACUAAGGGUUUAACUGAAAGUCCGAAUCUUGCAAUUGAAUUCAUGCAACUAGACCUUGCAUCGUUUCAAUCAGUGCUAGAGUUUUGUGAAGAAUUUAAGAAAAGUGGUCGUCAGCUUCAUGUGAUGUUUUGUAAUGCUGGUCUUGGAUUUGGUCCAUAUAAACAAAGUGGGGACGGACUUGAAAUGAUGUUGCAGGUGAAUUACCUAAGUCAUUUCAUCACAAUUGCAAAAUUCCUAUCAAUAAUGCGACAGUCUGGACCUGAUUGUCGUAUAAUACUCAUGUCCAGUAAAGCUCACGAGUUUGGGAAUUUUGACGUCACAACAAUGAAUUACACCGGCACUGCCAACAAGUUUCCUGGUUUGGAUUACUACGGACGAUCAAAGCUUUACCAAAUCAUGCAAACAUUUGCAAUGUCACGGCGACUUAAAGAUUCGAACAUUACGAUAAACUGCAUGCAUCCAGGAGUUGUUGAAACGGAGUUGUGGCGUGAGAUGGACUCAUGUAUUGUAAAAUGUCUUAUAGGAUUCUCUCGUAAGUGUGGUACUCUGAGAACAUCCUUAGAAGGGGCAACUACAGGCAUUGACCUAGCUACCAACCCUAAACAUACAGGGGUGUCGGGACAUUAUUGGAUAGACUGUAAAAUCGUUACGUCAACAAGGACGUCACGUAAUGAAGGGAAACAGGAGACAUUGUGGAAUGCAACGUUUCCCUUUAUAGAACAGUAUCUUACAGAAACGGAAAUUGCUGAACUGGAACGAAAGUGAUUUUCCCUAAUGGAAUAAUUUCCUAUCAACUAUUUCGUGGUUUUCAAUAAUAAGUUGAAAUAGAAUGAUAUACUACAUCAAACUAAAUUCAAUGUUUUCGGUGAUUUAUUUUGCAAACACAUACAAAAAUUCUUUUGAACAAUUUCUAUCUUAGUGAAAAACUGCCGAAAUUGUGAUAAAUUGCAUGGACAUAAAAUUAUUCGACCCUAAAUAUUAUGAUGCUAAAACAAAUCUAUAAAUAAUAAAGGAUAUUUGUAAGCUCUCAGAUGUCCUGACGUUAAGGAAAUACGAGCGUUUUUUCUUCAGGAUAUCCACCAUUUCUAAAACAAUUUUCUUCCAAUAUUUCUUUCAAAAAGUAUGACAUAAAUGAAUGCUAAAUAAUUAGAAUAUGGCUAAUAAUGUACCAUUUAACCAAAAAAUUCAACUUGUUGCACAAAAAUUUCCCCUUUGUUUUGGCUGGCGUUUGCCUAAAAUUGAUGUAAGAUGUCGGCGGGGUAGGGUCGGUAAUUUCAAAUAAAUCAGGUUUGGUUCUGAUAUUUUUCUGACUGAUAUAUAUAAUGUUUUAUUAUCUAGGAAGUACAAAUUAAACAAAAAGAAUUAAAAAUAUCACAAUUCACCAGUUUUUAUUUUUUUCUGAAUAUAUCUCUUAGAUACACAGUGACUCGAACUUUUUUCUAUUCAUUUUGAAGCAUUUUUGUGUAUCAUUAAAGCAGCAAAAUAUUUUAAAAAUCUUAACAGCAGAUUUUAUUUGUACUAAACACGUUUAUUUCAUUGAAAAAUAAAACCCAUAAAACUGGGUAUGGAAAUUAUGCCAAGGUAAAAAUGAAAGAGAUUUGUCAGUGACAUUUAUGCUUAUCUAAUACUGAUAUCACCUUGUAUUCAUAGUAACAUGUAAAACUAGAAAUCCCUAUAACAUUAGGUGGAAUAUUAUUAUGUUUUAUAAAGUAUCUCCAUAUUUUCAAUUUUACUUAUUUCAGAAAUGCUGAAAAGGUGGGUGAAGAAAAUGUCUUUUAAAAUAAAAAAGAAUGUGGUGACCUGCGCUUUUUUGUCUUAGAAACUAAAAGUGUUCUUCAAGCCCACAGAGUAUGAAAAAAAUCUUAACUGUAGAAAACAUUUCAUCUUACAUCCUUAAGAGUGACGUUGUGUGAGCAAAAUUGCUCAAAUCGUUUUCAAGCAUUUGAGAAAUUAUGAAGUAAAAAGAAAAUGUUUGGUUUUUACAUUUAAGAUUUGAGUGUUUACGACUUAAAAUUUUAAGAUUUAAGAUAAUAAAGAUAAAAAAUAGCCAUCAAUUAAACACCAGAUGUUACAUUCUGGCUUGUGGCCACGUUACAUAAUUAUGAAUAAAAGCUGUUAUUUUGUUUUUCUGUAAUUUCUUGUAGAUAGUAUGCAAUCAGUUCUCAUUUGACAAGACCGGCAACCGUUGUACAAUUGUUGGAAUGGUAAAUUAGAAAAUCAUCCAAAAAAAUUGUAUAAUUUGUCAUAAUUUAUAUAUUCGUACAUGCGAAUAUUAGAUAUGUAUGCAUAAACAGAGAGUUUUUGGACUAGUUUUCAUGAAGAUUGACGCUAUCAAUGGUGGCCAGGGAAGAUAAGUUUCCAAGUAAAUUCAAAAUGGGAGUCAUGUAAUAGAGAUUUAUUCCUCACUUUAUAUCAUAUAUCAGAUACAGUUGUAUGAGUAUUAAACUGUCGUAUAAUAUUCUUUAGCAGUUACGUAAAACUUUAUUAACUUGUAAAUUAUUCAUGUUUAUGAAAAAUUACAUACAUCAUAAUUGACUAGCAUGUAAAUAAUAUUAACUGAUGUUUAUAUAUAAUAUUGAGAUCUACUAGUAUGUUGUUAUUCACGACUUAUAUAAUUAUGCUAUGACAAUGAUAUGUAGUUUUUUGCCAGUCAAGUGUGUAUGAUAUGUUGUUUCUCCCAGUAAAGUGUGGUUUUCAACCUCUUCCCCCGUACCCCUUUUUACCCCUUACCACUUCCUCCCCCAUGUAUAUUUUGCAUAAUUUGAAAUGUACUUGUUGGAUUUUUGAAGCAACCCGUCUGUAAUAUUUUUCCGUUACAGCUU
Molecule: messenger RNA, 3318 nt
Organism: Mercenaria mercenaria
Lineage: Eukaryota; Metazoa; Mollusca; Bivalvia; Venerida; Veneridae
Product: retinol dehydrogenase 14-like
Exons: 1
Coding region: 287-1261 (324 amino acids)
Source: RefSeq, a predicted model, not a curated record